GGCUCGGGUUUUGCCAUUUCCAAUGCUUAAAUAUCAUGAAUCAGGAAAGCAAGCACUGGUCGAGCCUAGUGUAGGCCAAUGGAAUAUGAUUGACAAGGUUUUCAAUCCGAAUCCUCUAGUCCGUACUUGUUCAGCUGACCCAGGGAAGAUCGAGAAAGCCCUGCUCGACAUUCAUCAUGAAUCGGAUGCACAACAUUGUCUUCUUUCUAUCAGAAGUGUGAAGAAAGUCCCCAUACCAUAUAUGUGAAAAGGGGAAUUAAUUGCAUGGUUGCACUGGCCAAUUCUGAGGUUGCCUUAAACAGUCCGUGAGACUGGAAUGGUUGUUUGUA
Molecule: messenger RNA, 329 nt
Organism: Andrographis paniculata
Lineage: Eukaryota; Viridiplantae; Streptophyta; Magnoliopsida; Lamiales; Acanthaceae
Product: protein argonaute 5-like
Exons: 3
Coding region: 23-247 (74 amino acids)
Source: RefSeq, a predicted model, not a curated record